GGAAAUUUCCCACGAAUGGAGAACAUUGCUUCCUUCAAACCUGUGUCCACCUCUCCACCUCGUUCCACCUGUGGGGUUCCAGAGCGGAGCAGUUACUGUCAGUCCCCGUCCUCCCAGACGGAGCUCCUGACAUGCUAUCAGGCCUUCUGUAUCCAGGAGUGUCCCUACAGAUCCUCCACACCUCCAUAUGCCCUGCUGCUGCUACCUGCACACAGGAGCCCCUGUGUAUCUGAGGACAGUGAAGACACUCGUCCUGGGACUCAGACAGAGACUGGAACCACGCCUGACUCAGAGAGUGUUACUGGUGGAUCCAGCAGUUUGCUGUUUCAGCCUGUCCAGAAUGGAUGUCUGGUGUCUCCCCCAUCACAGAAACUAGGAGUGAUGGGUUCGCUCACCCUGGCGUUGUGGAUUAAAACAAGCUCUCCUGGUGAAAUGAUGCUGCUGGAGAAGAGCGUAGGCGAGCGGCUGCUGUUCUCUGUGACCGUGUCCGAGCAGGCGGUCACUCUGAGGUACAUUCAGUCCAGAGGUCAGACGACCAUGACGGUCAGCUUCAGGACAGAGGGCCGGCUUGCACUGGAGAGGUGGACGCACCUUGUCUUGCAGGUCCAUGACAGACGUGUCAGUCUGUUCCUGGAUGGACUGGAGGAGGAUGGCACACCAUUUGGCUCACGAUCUCUGCCCUCCAGACUCUUUGAUACCAGCGAGGAUGGUGCCAUGUGGCUGGGACUCAGCUCAAACGGGUCUAAUCAGUUCAUUGGGCGGAUGCAGGACUUUAGAUUUUAUCCUGCCACUCUGACCAACAGGGAAAUAGUGGAGUUGUACUCAGGAGUCCUGCCUGAGCUCCAUGUCCAGUCAGAGUGUCGCUGUCCUCCCAGUCACCCCCGAGUACACCCUUUAGUUGAGAGAUACUGCAUCCCCAACGCUGUUGAGGACACCACCAAUGACAGAGUCUUAAGACUGAACCUUAAUGCCCACCCCCUCAGUUACAUCAACGACCAGGACAUGGGAACCACAUGGCUUUCUAAGAUCAUGACAUCAGAGGAACUGGAUGAAGGAGUCACAAUUACAGUAGAUUUAACCAAUGGACAAUAUCAGGUGUUCUAUGUUAUAGUUCAGUUCGGGGGUCUUCUGCCUGAAUCGGUUCUGAUCCAAAGGCAGGGACGUGACCUCACAGACCCAGAGAGUGAACCCAACACAGAACAGCCCUGGUUAGACUGGCAGUACAUGGCCAGGAACUGCAGUGUGUUUACAAUGAAGAACAAUGGACCUUUACCAACACCAGGCUCAGUCAACUGUCUGCAGCUGCCCACCGAUGUGCCUUUCUCAGGAGGCAACAUCACAUUCAGCCUGUUGACCCCGCAGCCGAACAUGAGACCAGGCUACAAUGACUUCUACAACACUCCUGCCCUGCAGAAAAUGGUGCAUGCCACCCAGGUCAGGAUACAUUUGAGCGGACAGUACCACACCAGAGGGGCUGGCGUGAACCAGCGACACAAAUACUACGCCAUCAAGGAAAUCACCAUCAGUGGCAGAUGUGAGUGUCACGGCCACGCAGAACACUGUGAUACCAGUAUCACACCUUACCGCUGCCUGUGCCUGCCUGACAGCCACACAGAGGGACACAAUUGUCAGCGUUGUGCGCCCCUCUACAAUGACAAGCCAUUCAGGUCAGGUGACCAACUCCAGCCUAUGAACUGCCGGCCUUGCCCCUGCCACAGCCACGCCCUCUCCUGUCAUUAUGAUGUCAGCGCUGAUGACGAACCAAAUGAGCAUUAUAGAGGAGGAGGCGGCGUCUGUGACAACUGUAUGCACAACACCACAGGUCAGAACUGUGAGCUGUGUAUAAGUGGGUUUUUCCAGGUUGAGGAAUCUGAUCCCUCUUCGGUUGAUGUUUGUCGGCCUUGCAACUGUCACACUGCUGGAACAGUCAACGACAGUAUUGAAUGCAACCAGGUAGGGGGUCAGUGUCGAUGUAAGGUUGCAGUAACAGGCCGCCGUUGCACCGACUGUUUGCCUGGCUGGUACGGUCUUCAAGCCUCAAAUCUAGGCGGCUGCAUCCGCUGUAACUGUAGUGACACUGGUGUCAUCAGCACCCCGACGGCAGAGAUUCCCAGCUGCAGCCAGGAGACGGGACAGUGCCAGUGUAAACCCCAUGUCACAGGUCUUUCUUGUGACCACUGUGAGUUUGGUUAUUGGAACCUGUCCCACCCAGACGGCUGUGUCCCAUGUGAUUGCGACCCCAUGGGGUCCGUCAGCCAGUUCUGUGAGCCUGAGCGGGGGCAGUGUGAGUGUAAGGCCGGGGUGGGGGGGCAGCGCUGCGACUCAUGUGGCACUGGGUCGUAUGGCUUGAGACUGGAGGGAUCCUGUGCUCCCUGCAACUGCUCUCAAGAGGGGACAGUACCUGGGACAGACUGUGACCCUGACACAGGACAGUGUGUGUGCAAGAAACAUGUGAAAGGCCGUCGCUGUGACUCUUGUCGUUACGGUUACCACACCCUGGAGCAUCGAAACUCCCUGGGCUGUUUACCGUGUGCGUGUGACAUCAGUGGCACUGCGUCCGAGGGGGUAUGUGACAUGUGGACCGGACAAUGCCCAUGCAGAGAGGGGGUGCUGGGAGCACGGUGCACCAACUGUGCCCACAACUAUUACAACAGGAGCUCAGACCUCCAGGAGGGUUUGUUCCAGGGCUGCGUUCCAUGUGUCUGUGACCCCAGAGGAACUGUGGCAGGAACCGUCUGUGACAGCACCACAGGCCAAUGUGUUUGUGUCCCUACGCGCUCCGGACAAGACUGCGGUAGCUGCCGACCUGGCUUCUACCUCUCUCCAGAUCAGACCAUGUGUAUUGACUGUGACUGCCAUCCCAUGGGAGCAGUGCAGCGUGGGUGUGAGAGCCACACUGGCCAGUGUGCGUGUGCCCAUCCCUCUGUGGGAGGGCGACGCUGUGACCAGUGUCGAGAGAUGUUCUUCGGAUUCAACCCUGGCCUGGGCAGAUGCCAGCCAUGUGGAUGUGACCCAGUGGGCAGCGUCAACGGUUCAUGUCAUCCAGACUCGGGGGGAUGUGUGUGUAAGCUGCUGGUAACUGGAGACAAGUGUGAUGUUUGUCAACCUGGAGCAAGAAAUUUUGACUCUCAAAACCACUUCGGCUGCAGUAAAGCACCCUCUCAGCAGCCAGCACCAGCAGGUUCUGCUCUCAGUUAUUCUUCCAUUCAUCUUUCCUGGUCUCCGCCUGACUCCCCAAAUUCAAACAGUCUCAACUACACACUGAUCAGAGAUGGACAGUCAGUGCACAGCAUCCAAAGUCACUUUCCUUUCAGCCCUGAAUCAUUUGAAGACAGCGGUUUGUCGCCCUACACCAGCUACUCCUACUGGCUCUUAACAGCUAAUGUAGCCGGUGCAACAAUAAGUGCAUCGGCCUCAUGCCAGACCUUCGGUGCACCACCUGAAGCUGACCAGCUCCAUCUAAACCUUGUUGGACGACCAGGUGGAACCACAGCUAGUUUUAACUGGAGCACACCAAGUAAUGACACAGGCCCGGUGGAAAGGUUCGUGUUGUCCUCCAGUGAGUCAUCGAGUUCAGAACCCAUCAUUCACUACACAGGCUUAUCUACAGAGGCUGUGGUAAUUGGUCUAAAGCCCUUUACCCAGUACAUUGUGAAACUGGAGGCGUGCUCGUCUGGGGGCUGCACCGCUACCCAACCACUGUCUUUUCUGACAGCCUCUGCCCCCCCACAAUACCAACCUCCACCCAGAGUCACUGCUACAGGACCUCAUACACUGCACGCUUCCUGGGAGCCACCAAGUCAACCCAAUGGUGUUAUCACAAAGUUCGAGGUCUUUCUUCGUGGACCGAUGGAAACACAAAACCUUUCAAGUACAACAGUUGAGAACAAAGUUUUCUCCAGCUCUGGUUGGCUGGAUCCAAGUGUUUCCCCAGAAACUCAGCUCACCAACAGGAGCGGAAUUUCACCCCCCGAGAGCAGUGCGAUUGUAGCAGGUCUGGAAGCCUUCUCCACCUAUCAGAUGAAAGUCGAAAGCAUUAAUGUUGCAGGAAGAGUCACAUCAGAGUGGACCACAUCACGCACCAUGGAGGGAGUCCCAGAGUUGAUGGCUCCUCCACAGGUCACAGCACUGUCAACCACCAGUCUCAACGUUUCCUGGAGCACUGCUGAAGGUCAAGGGGUGAUUGCCAGAGGAAAAGUGACAGAAUAUCGGGUGAACUUGCUCACGGAGCAGACCAAAAAUCCCUACGCUCCUCCUGUGGUUAGUCAGGUCUUGCAUAGGCUGGGGCCGUCAUCACAGCCUGUGUAUACAGUGAAAGGACUGAAUCCUUACCAUGUGUACAACUUCACUGUCACACUCUGCACAGAGAAAGGUUGCAUUACCAGUCUGCCAACCACAGGACGGACCCUUCCAGCAGCUCCAUCAGGACUGUCUCCACCUCGAUUACAUCCAGUAAAUGAAACCACCAUUAAGAUAGACUGGGAUCCCCCAGUUCAACUCAAUGGACCGUACCCACUAUAUCAGGUGGAGAGAAUGGACAUAUCUCUCUCUGACCCACAGGCUCCUGUUGUCAGAGGAACCAGAUUCCCUGGAAACAGUUACUACCAGUUUCCAAGUGACACUCUUCCUGUCAAUACUGACUUCACAGGCGUUGAGUUGAGUUUCAAGACUCGUGCUCCAGACGGCCUGCUGCUCUGUGCCUUCUCUCCUGGGGAUCAGGAGGAGUUCCUGGCUAUUCAGAUCCAAAAAGGACGGCCUUACUUUUUGUUUGACCCACAGGGCUCAGCGGUGGCUGUGAGCGUACAGGGUGAUGGAGGGCGACGCUACGAUGAUGGACAGUGGCACAGCAUCAUAGCAACAAGGCGAGGGGCCGUGGGAACGAUCGUUGUGAACAAUCAAUACAGAGGAAGUGCGUCAGCCUCCAGCGGCAGCACCAUUAUUGGCGAGAACACAGGGGUGUUCAUUGGAGGACUGCCUGAAGACUUUACACUGCUAAGGGAGGAUGCAGGUGAUGCCCGGCUGGUGCGACAGAGUUUCUCUGGUUGCCUCAGAGACGUUAGUUUCAAGACGACUGACGGUAUCUCAGAGGAAUGGACGUCUCUGGACUGGGCUAAAGUCACAGAGAAGGAGGCAGUGUAUGAGAACUGGGAGGGAUGUCCUGCUCAAACCGUGGAUGGAGCCCAUUUUCUCGGCCAUGGUUACUUGGAGCUGGACAGAAAUGUCUUCAGUGGAGGACAGGACUUUGACAUUUCUAUGGAUUUCAGAACAGACCAGCUCAAUGCGCUUCUGCUCUUUACAUACAACACACAAACUGAAGACUUCAUGCUGGUGGAGCUGGAGGGCGGCCUGCUGUCCUUCCUUCUUGCCUCUGAAGGUCAUGUGACUAAACUCAGCAUGUGGGUGGGGCUGAGCUACUGCAACGGAGACUGGAAACAGUUGUCAUUGGCAAAGCGCGGCUUGGUGAUCUCUGCUGCGGUCAACGACUGGGCAGAAGAAAUAAGGGGAGUGGGAGGAGCGGUGAGACUGAGAGUCGAUUCCCCCUUAUACUUGGGGGGCGUGCCAGGGGAGCUCAUACAUCCUGCUCUGGACAGCCGCAGUCACAAACACGGCCUCGGAGGUUGUAUAAGAGGUCUUUCAGUACGAAGUGAUGAAACAAACCCUGCGAGUCAAAGUGUUAACCUGUUUGCUGCCACCCGCCAUUCUGUCAGAGUCUACAUAGAUGGCUGCCCCACAGCUGAAAGUCGGUACAACUGCAGAGGAAACGACUCUGUGUUGGUGUACAGUGGGAGGAAGACACACGCCACGGAUUAUAGUGUACAGCCUUUCACUGAGUACUUGUACAGGUAUGUGGCCUUGGCAGCCGGAGGUUUGGCAGCAGGACCUUGGCAGAGAGGACGCAGCCAAGGCAGAGUACCUAGUGUUAUGCCGCCUCCGACUACAGUGCAGAGCCUGAAUGGUUUCAGUGCCAAGGUGAGCUGGGAGCCACCCACUGGUGACAGAAGAGGGCCGAUUGACAGAUACGAGCUGAAGGCCUACAACAGUGACCAGCCAGACGCACCACCCAUCAAGGCCACAUACCUGGCCAAUGGAAACUUCACAAGUGUGUUGUCAGGUCUGACGCCGUCCACUCGAUACAGCGUCACUAUAAGUGCCUGUAGUCCUGUCCGUUGUACUGAGAGUCUUCAUCAUGACAGUGGUGGUGAUAACGGCUUGAGAUGGAGCCUCACCACCCCAGAGGAAGCUCCAGAUGUUGUGUCCCCUCCCGCUGCAGUCUCUUCCCCCUCAGCUCUCUAUGUCACCUGGGACUGUCCAGCAAGGCCCAACGGAGGAAUCACAGAGUACCUUCUCUAUCACAACAACCAAAUUGUCUACAGGGGGAACGACAGACAACACAACAUCACUGGUCUUGGUGUCUUCUCCACUCAUGUCUUUCUACUGAGUGCUUGCACUUCAGCGGGCUGCACCAACAGUUCACAAGUCACAUUGGUGACCUCACAGCUUCCUCCCGGGCCUCUCCACGCACCAAAUCUCACCCUGCUCGACUCCAGGACUAUUCUGGUGGAGUGGUCCCGGCCCUCUCAGCUCAAUGGCAUUUUGGAGUUCUAUUCCAUCUUCCUGUCACAUGAUGGCGGACAACCUGUGCUGACCUAUAACAGCACAGAACUUUUUCAAGACCACACAAUUCGCAACCUGACCCCUGGGACAACCUACACCAUCACAGUGGCUGCCUGCACGGGAGGGGGGUGCACCCUGAGCCCUCCCAGCCAGGCUCAGACUGAGGAGAGCACACCGGAGAAUGUUCCUGCUCCGCUGGUCACCCCUUUGUCCCCGCAUGCACUCAACGUCAGCUGGACACCUCCUAACACUCCAAAUGGCAUUAUAACCAGCUACGGAGUCUGGCUGGAUGGAGUUCUCAUUUUUAACUCCAGUUCCUCUCAGAGGCUGUUCGUGGUGGAAGGUCUCUCUCCAUGGAGCCGACACUUGCUCAGGCUGCAGGCUUGUACGGCUCAGGGCUGCGGCAAAGGACCAAUGGUGGAGGUUCGUACAUUAGAGGUUGCCCCAGAAGGCCCCAUACUGCUGGAACUGACCAAUCAGAGCUCCCGAUCAAUCAGAGCCCGCUGGACAGCCCCUCCUCGACCUAAUGGAAACCUCAGCUACACACUGUACUACAAAAGCAUAGAUGGUGACGCUACGUUGGAUGGAAGUACAGCAGUCGGCAGCUGGUUGUCUGUGACUGACCUACAGCCUUACACCAACUACAGCUUCUGGAUCAGAGGGUGUAACACCCAGGGUUGUGUUGAGAGUCUAACCCUCAGUGUUACUACACCUCCAGCAGCCCCAGAUGGGUUGUUACCUCCGAGGUUGACUAAUGCAGCUACAGCCAGUCUGAACGUAUCCUGGUCCCCUCCUGCCCACUCCAACGCUCCUGGCCCGCUCCACUACAGCCUGCAAAUGAGGACAUCCCCACAGAGGCCUGUGAUAAGGCUUUUGGAAAACGCAACAGACACCUAUUCCUAUCAUGUAAAGGGACUGUUGCCGUUCACACAGUACCUGUUCCGAGUGGUGGCUUCACACACAUACGGCCAGACAGCCGGCCCCUGGGCAACCCUACACACGGCAGAGGACAGUCCAGGACCAGUCGUCAGCCCAACGGUGUCAGGCUUUCAUCCUCGAAGUGUAACUGUUACCUGGAUUCCUCCUUUGCAACCUAAUGGCAUUAUCACCAAUUAUACCCUCCGUCUUUGGCCCAGCUCUGUCUCUUCUUUAGCUUUCAAACACAGCUCCAUCUCCAGAACAACUGUCAACUCCAGCUUGAGUCCGAUAUCUGGCCUAUUGUCCAGCACUGAGGGUGCAGGUGUCCACUCAUUUAAAAGCCUCGGGCCAACAUCCAGUCUAACCUCCCCUGACUCUAACCACAGCUCUACGUCGACCUUUAACUCAGGCAUUAAUAGCAGCUCAAGCCCAAUCCAAGGCACGAAGCCCAAACUUGUCCCUAAACCCUCCUCUAGCCUGAUACCUGUUCCUGCAGGGGAAGGCCAUAUUAAGUCUUCUCAUCUAAGCAAUACAAGCCAAGCCACUGAAUCCAGUACCACCAGUGUGAACCAAAGACCCGGCCCUUUACUGCAAAGCCCAGAGUACAAGGCCACCAGCUCUAAUACUGAAAGUUUUAUAACACAAGACCCCUCCCUCAGCCCUAUCUCCAGUUCCUUUAGUGGAGUCUCAGAUUUAAGACCAUUCCCUUUGUCAGUCACUAUUCCAGGGAACACCACCAGCUUCACUUUCCACGAUCUACUGCCAUACCACACCUACAGCCUUCAGGUGGAAGCCUGCACCAGUGUGGGUUGUUCAAUGUCUGGGAUGUCUCAGCAUUUCCGUACCCUCCCAGCUCCCCCUGAAGGAGUUCCUGCACCUCACCUUUACUCUGACACCCCAACCUCUGUUCUCUUGUCCUGGGGUGCACCAGAGCGGAGCAAUGGACCACUGGAUCGGUGGCUGAUUGAGCGUAGAGUCACUGGGACUAAACAAAUCUCCACUGUGGGCCACCUCCCACCCGAGUCUCCUCCUCUCUCCUUCCUGGACUCUUCAUCAGCUCUUAGUCCCUGGACUAGCUACCAGUAUCGACUAGUGCUACAUAACCAGGCAGGGAACACCACAGGACCGUGGGUCAGCAUCACUACCAGACCUUCUCGGCCCGCUGGUCUCAGUCCACCGAGGCUGGAGGUCUUGGGACCAGAGUCAUUUCAAAUCACAUGGUCGCCUCCUCUCAUUCCUAAUGGAGAAAUUCGUGGUUAUGAGAUCCGUCUCCCGGAACCCCGUAUAUUCCAUGACAGCGGCAACACAUCUGAGCUCAGCGUCACAGUAACAGACCUUAUUCCAUACAAAAACUAUAGUAUUACUGUGUUGGCGUGUUCAGAGGGUGAUGGACAUGUUGGAGGAUGUACAGAGAGCCUGCCUACUCCAGCCACCACACCGUCCACAAGCCCUCAAGGCCUUGCACCACUGUCAGUUGUGGCAGUCAGUGAGUCGUUCCUUGCCAUUUCCUGGCAACCACCACGCAGGCCCAAUGGACCCAACAUCAGAUACAAGUUGCUCAGACGUAAAACCCACCAGCCCCUGGCCAUUGCCACGGUCCCUGCAGUAACAUCCGAGUCCCCUCCCCCUGCUGAAGAUCUCCAUCACUGGCUCCAUGUUUACUCCGGCACCAAAUUGUUCUACCAAGAUAAAGGCCUAAGCAGAUUCACCCGUUACGAGUACCAGUCAGUGGUCCACAAUGAUGUGGGCUUCUCCUCAGGAGAGGUUGUUACUGCAGUGACCAUGGCGGGGGUUCCCCUCCACCCUCCAUCUCUAUCGGCUCAUGCUAUCAAUCACACCGCAGUACAGGUCGACUGGACACAACCCUCCUUGCAGGACCUGCAGGGAGCGGUGGAGUCAUAUUUCCUCACAGUAGAGUCUCCCCAGUCAAGUCAAAUCUUGGCUUUACCCCCUGAGAUCAACUCCACAGUGAUAAGUGACCUUUGGCCCAGCAGCACAUAUCUGGUGUCUUUACAGGUGUCCAACGGAGCACAUAACACAACAAGGGCAAUAGCUAAUGUCACCACAGAGGAUGGAGAGCCAGAGGGGAUGUCAGCUCCAGAGGUGGUUCCUGUAGACAGCGCCACAGUGCGGGUGCUUUGGUCCCCUCCUCUACGGCCAAAUGGAGCAGUUACUGGUUACUACGUCUAUGUCAAUGACCGUCUCCACGGCAGUGUAGACAACAGCUCAGGGUCCUACCUGCUGGGAGACCUGCUGCCUUAUACGGUCUACAAUGUACAGGUGGAGGUGUGCACUGUGUACGCAUGUGUCAGAAGUAAUGUCACUCAGACGACCACUGUGGAGGACCUGCCUGCUGACCUGGGCACGCCACACGCACAAGUGAUCAAUCCCAGGGCGGUGAGGUUGAACUGGUCCCAUCCAGGCAAACCCAGUGGCAUCAUGCUGGGUUACAAGGUUUUAAGACGGACCCUGAGGUCAUGCACCAGUGGGUCAGCAGGGGUCAUGUCCACUGUGGGGGGAGAGUCAGAAGGUGCAGGUGGUUUAAGGUUCAGAUGUUCCUACCUGCAAUGUCCUGCCAGUCACGGUGUGUGUGGAGCAUCCUGCUUCCUUCCUGACGUGCAGGUGUGCUGCAGUGGACGUUUGCACACUAAGAAGCCACAUCAUCACUGCUGUGAGGGCAAUUAUCUGAGUUUCAGUAAUUCCUCCAACCCGGUCUGCUGCAGUGGCAAACUGCUCCCAGCUCUCCCGGACCACCAGUGCUGCGGAGGAUACUACGUGCAUUUGAAAACCAAUGAAUACUGCUGUCCUGACCACUCGCAGGGCCGGGUCUCAGUGGGGCUGGGUGACAGCUGCUGUGGGGGGGUUCCUUACUCCAUGAAAGGCGGACAGCUUUGCUGUAGCAGGAGCCUGCAUGACGGCUUUGGGGUCCAGUGCUGCGGAGGCCGGAUUGUAGAUGAUGUACCGGUGUGCUGCGGCGAUGCUGAGAGGGGGGAGGUGCAUACAUAUGUCCCAAGUUUUGUCUGCUGUGGUCAGGAUUACAUAAACUCUUCAAUAUCUCUCUGCUGCGUGGGCAGAGAUGGAUUUCCCACAAUACACCCUGCUGGCAAUGCUACAGUGACACUGCAGUGCUGUGGGUCAGAGGUCAUACAUCAGGGAGAAGAAUGCUGCAACGGGAUUGGCUAUGACCCUCAACGACACAUGUGUGCGGAUCGACCCACACCCGGCUUGUCAAUACAGCACCAGUGUUCGCAGGGCGCUCUGUGUCCCGUAGCCGCAGCGUCUACAGCUUACUGCGGCUCCUGUGACCUGGAUCCAUCCGUGGCUGCCUGCACAUGGGUCCUGUCCACGCACACACACUCAGACUCAACCACCACAGUAUACUCGCCUUUCGUCAACAUCACACAUGAGACUCUCACCGCAGGCCUGUCCACAGAUCCAAACAGAAGCCAUAACACACACAAAAUGGCCCACACGUAUGGUCACACACACUCUGCGAAUGAGGGAUAUGAGGAAAGCCUGUGUCCGUCACAUGAGGAAGAGGUGUACAGCGGAGAUGCCAGCAGAUACACCUAUACAGACUCUAACCUGGAGCCCUUCACCACCUAUGAGUACAGAGUGUGGGGCUGGAACAGCUUCGGACGAGGCUCUAGUGAUGCAACGACAGUGAGAACUAGUGAGGACAAACCGUGGGGAGUGGUACCACCCCGCUGGAGUUGCCCUGGUGAAAGAGAUGACAUCAUCCAGUUGGAUUGGCAAGCACCUGCCAGGCCUAAUGGUGUCAUCACCCACUAUGUCAUACUGCGGGAUGGAAAAGAACGUUACCGUGGCGAUGAAAACAGAUUCACUGAUGUUGGUGGGAUCGGGCCUUUCCAAGGAUAUGGCUUCCAGCUGAGGGUCUGUAACCGGGCUGGUUGUACUGACAGUACACAGGUGGUGGCAGUCACAGUCCAGGGGGUCCCAGAGGGCGUACCGCCUCCGGUGGUAACAGCUGUAAGUCCGUCCUCUCUCCAUGUGAGCUGGUCUGAACCUCUUCGUCCCAAUGGAGUCAUUCAACGGUACCAUCUGAACCAGAGCCGUGUUGGAACCAUAGUUACACACACAGAUCAACCCAGAAAUUAUACUGUGACUGGUUUGUUGCCAUACACAGACUACAGUUUUGUCCUGGUCGCCUGCACAGCUGUUGGAUGUGGCAGCAGCUCACCUUCCACAGGACGCACGCUGCAAGCCUCGCCUGCUGGUGUUUGGUCGAGGCCCAGACACUUGAUAAUGAACACAUCUACAGUGGAACUGUACUGGGAUCAACCGUCGCAGCCUAAUGGAUAUAUCUCCCAGUUCAGACUUAAGAGAGACGGUCACACUAUUUUUACUGGAGACCACCGUGACCAGAAUUACACUGAUGCUGGACUCCUGCCAAACCGCAGGUAUGUGUAUGAGCUGGAGGCCAGUACAGGGGGUGGGACCGGUGUGAGUGACAAAUAUGUGGUUCAAACUCCAGCUACGUGCCCCACUGAGAUUCCAACCCCCCACAAUGUGACAGUGUCAGGCCCCCGCACCAUCUCCCUAGCCUGGACCCCUCCUGUUCAGCUCGAUCACAGCCAGCCUGUAAACUACAACAUCCUGUUUAACGCAGGAAAUGACAGAGCCAUAAUCCAUCAUGCUGGGCGAGACCUGCGCCUCACUGUGACCGAUCUGGAGCCGUUCACCAGCUACUACAUCAGAAUACAGGCCUGUCAGACUGAGGGGUGUGGUGUAGGAGAAGCUGUUUCAGUUAGGACAUUGGAGAGCGCUCCAGAAGGUCUGUCACCCCCCACAAUAAAGGCAACUGGAGCCAAUGUCCUGGAGAUCUACUGGUUACCCCCCGAAAGACCUAAUGGACUCAUCACCUCCUACUACAUAUACAGGCGUCCAGUAAGAACAGAGGAGGAGCUGCUGGUUUUCAUCUGGUCCAGGGGCCCACUUGAGUUUUUCGAUGCAAGCCCCACCCUGCAGCCCUUCAGCUACUUCCAGUACAGGGUUCAAGCCCACAACCCCAAAGGCUCAGUACUGAGCCUUUGGGCUUUAGCCCAGACCUUACAGGCCGAACCGCAGGAUAUGGCUCCUCCCUCUGUAACACCCACCGGUGCAUACUCAGUCCAUCUGAAAUGGAGUGAACCGAGACGGCCCAACGGUCUCAUUUCCCAUUAUAGACUGGUUUAUGAGAAGCACCAACAGGACCCGACGCUCAACUCAACUGCUGUUACUGCUCUCACUGUGGAGGGUUCAGUCUUCGAAGCGACAGUCUACGGUUUUGAACCAUACAGUCAGUAUAGUCUUCGAGUGGAGGCUGUGAACGGGGCAGGCAGUGUGUCCAGUCCUUUGGUCGGCAUUAGGACCCUGGAGGCUUCUCCGGCUGGCCUGGCUAACUUCACCGUGGAGCAGCGGGAGCAGGGUAGAGCGUUACUGCUGAGCUGGGAUCAACCACAUGCUCCGAAUGGAGUCAUCACGAUGUACAACUUGUACAGUGAAGGAAACCUGGAGUUCAGCGGCCUGUCACGCAGCUUCCUGUUUCGGCGUUUGGAGCCGUGGACUGUUUACGCAUUGACUCUUGAAGCUUGUACCUCAGCAGGAUGCACACACACACCUCCUCAGCACGUCACCACCGCAGCUGCUCCACCUGCUUCCCAGCCCCCCCCCAAGCCUCUCUUCGUGGGCUCCGACCGCGUGUCACUCAGCUGGGGACCUCCCACCCAGCCCAAUGGGCCGAUUGGAGAGUAUUUCUUACUUGGGAGAAGUCAGGAAGAAUUGGGGCAGGGAAGAAGUAAUGAAGAGAGUAUUGAAAGGGGAAAGGUUCUCUUCAGAGAAUCAUCCCCACAACAGACAGAAAUCUUCUCCUACACGGUGACUGGAUUACGUCCCUGGACUCGGUAUGAGUUCAGUGUCCGUACUCACAACCCCGCUGGCAACACCAGCAGCCCCUGGGUAACUGUAGCAACCAGACAGGCCCCCCCUCGUGGCCUGGCCCCUCCAUCAGUGAGUCACCUCCAAGGUCAGCCCACUCAGCUGUUGGUCUCAUGGACUCUUCCUUUAGAACCCAACGGGGUUCUUCAGUCUUGCAGGAUUCAGAGGAACAAUGUCAGUUUCUCAUUCAGUUUUGACCCGACUGUGCUCAGCUACACUGAUGAAGACCUCCUGCCUUUUACAGCAUACAGCUACUCAGUUGUAGCCUGUACAUCGGAGGGAUGCAUCACCAGCCCUCAUACAAACAUCACAACCUUAGAGGCUCCGCCCGCCACAGUGGAAGCUCCCACAGUGGACGCCAUGACAUCCACCAGUAUAAACACUUCCUGGAGCAAACCACUGACCCAGAACGGAGAGGUUACACAAUAUGUGCUCAAACUGAACAGCCAUGAGGUUUACCGUGGGAUAGACCAGAAUGCAGUGUUGUCAGAUCUGCGGCCUCACACGACCUAUCAGCUGCUUCUGUUGGCUUGUACCAGCGGUGGGUGUACCACCAGCGCCACAGUGUCUGCUGUAACUGAGGAGGCUCCGCCCACUGGACUGGAUGCCCCGACUCUCAAGGUCACUGGCCCAGAGUCAGUGGAGAUUACCUGGAGACCACCAGAGCACCCUAAUGGCGUCAUCUCAGGGUACGAACUCUGCAGAGAUGGGGAAGUAAUCUACGUUGGCUCGGAGACACAUUACCACGACUUCACACUUCUGCCAAACGUGGAGUACAGCUACGUUCUCCGAUCCAACAACAGCAGAGGGACGGUGAGCAGCGCCGCCAACUCAGCAAAGACCCAUCCGUCAUCUCCCUCUGGUGUAGGUCUCCCCAUACUGACGCCUCUGGGACCAAGCCAGGUGAGAGUGGAGUGGAGUUCUCCAGUGCGUCCUAAUGGAGAGAUUGUGAGUUACACUGUGUAUCAGAGAGAUCCAGUGCAGGUGAGCAUCAACAGCACUGUGUUCACUCCAGAGGAUCGUGCCUUCUCUGACCGACACACCCCUCUGCAUGGACUGGCCCCUUAUCACAGGUAUGAGGUGAGGUUAGAGGCGUGCACAGCGCUUGGCUGCUCCUCCAGUGACUGGUCAUCCGUAGUCACUCUGGAGGCUCCCCCUGCUGGACAGGCAGCGCCACUGUUAGACCUGCAGCCUGACAAACAUAGCGGCCUGCAGACCACCUUUCUGCUCACCUGGUCCCCUCCAGCUCAGCCAAAUGGUAGAGUCCUUCAUUAUGAAGUGUACCGUAGGCUGGACCAUACCACUGAUACCAACAGAAGUGAAGGGGCAACACUUGUCUACAGGAAUGUUUCCACUUCAUACAAGGAUGAAGGACUCCAGCCAUACACGCUACACCAGUAUCAGGUGUGGGCAGUGAAUUCAGCCGGUCGCACCGACAGUCCGUGGACCAAUGGGAGGACGGGAUCUGCUCCACCUGAGGGUGUAGGCCCACCCAUUUUCCUACGUGUUUCAGCCACAUCAGCAGCACUGGUCAUUCAUCCUCCAGCUCGACCCAAUGGGAUUAUUAGCCUUUACAGAGUGUUCUCACUGAGCCACAAAAACCACACACUGCUCUCAGAGGGAACAUCCCAUCAGCAGACCCUCCAUGGUUUACAGCCUUACACCCGGUACUGGGUAGGAGUGGAGGCCUGCACCUGUUAUCAGUGCUGUAGUCAGGGUCCUGUGAGUGCGCUCUACACCUUGGCUGCACCCCCAGCCCACCAGCCCCCUCCUCGUCCCGUCACACUGACCUCCCGCUCCGUUCAGCUGGACUGGGACGAGCCCCUGGCGCCUAAUGGAGUCAUUGAGAGCUGUGAGCUACAUCUCAGAUCACCUUGUCCGCAGCCCCCCCAGCCAGUCCCCCUCCCAUGCACUGAAGCACCAGUUGAAAUCUGUUACUUUGGCAAAAGGCGAAGCUACAAUGUAACAGGUCUGCAGCCGUACUCCACCUAUGAGCUGAGAGCUGCCUGCUUCAACAACAUGGGCAGCACCGCCUCCAACUGGACGAAUGUCACCACGCUCAGUGAAGCCCCCCAGUACGUGUCUCCGUUCUCUGUGGACAGUAACCUGACAGUCAUUUGGCUCGACUGGGCGGGGUCCUUCUCUCUCAACGGAUAUCUGAAGGAGUACAGUGUGACUGAGAGCCGGCUGAGGGUCUAUACCGGCUUCUACAGCUAUCUCUAUGUUCCACGCACAUCGCAGAAAACUCUGUCAUUUCAGGUGACGUGUACCACAAACAGCGGCAGUGCCAGCACUCCCACCAUCAGAUACAGCCCUGCCACAGGCCUGGGUCCUCCUGAGCCUGAAGAAAGUGGUGAAGAGAGCGUCAGCAUGUCAGCCAGCCCUUUUUACUCCGAGCUGUGGUUCAUCCUGACUUUAUCACUGCUGGGUCUGUUCCUGUUGGCAAUACUGCUGGGCCUAGUGCUGCGAAGAGCCCUGAGGAAGAAUCCAUCAGCCAGAGAGCGCCCUCCGCUGGUCAUGCUACAGAACACCAGGAAGUCUGGGGGAGAGACGUACAUGAGGCCCUGUACUGACUUGUGCUCUAAACAUCAGCCCGGCUCUGUGCUCCUCUCCAAUCGCUCCACAGGCCUGACAGACACAAAGAUCAUCGGCAGCAGCUCACGGUUCAGCCCCAUGUCUGUCUUGCGGGUCCCCAGCCAAACAGACCUCAGUCAAGCCUAUUCCCAGCAUUCCCUGCACCGCAGUGUCAGCCAGCUGAUUGACAUGAAGUCACUGAUGAUAGAGGAGGAGGGAAACUGGGACAACACACUGGGACUUGACUCCGGGCUGUACGGGGAGGAGGAUGAGUUUGUGGACGCCAUCCAGGCCUUGAGUUCUGUGAAAAAGGAGCACACCAUGUUCACUGACACUCAUCUGUAA
Molecule: messenger RNA, 16389 nt
Organism: Limanda limanda (common dab)
Lineage: Eukaryota; Metazoa; Chordata; Actinopteri; Pleuronectiformes; Pleuronectidae
Gene: ush2a
Product: Usher syndrome 2A (autosomal recessive, mild)
Exons: 92
Coding region: 16-16389 (5457 amino acids)
Molecular function (GO): protein binding
Source: RefSeq, a predicted model, not a curated record